GUGGGGGGGAGGAACAUGGCGCAAGCUCUGUCUGAGGAGGAGUUUCAGCGGAUGCAGGCUCAGCUCCUGGAACUCCGGACAAAUAAUUACCAGCUUUCAGAUGAAUUACGCAAGAAUGGCGUUGAGCUCACCAGUCUUCGACAGAAGGUCACCUACCUGGAUAAGGAGUUCAACAAAGCUCAGAAGGCACUGAGCAAGAGCAAGAAAGCUCAGGAAGUCGAAGGGCUACUGAGUGAAAAUGAGAUGCUGCAGGCAAAGCUGCACAGCCAGGAGGAGGACUUUCGUUUGCAGAACAGCACGCUUAUGGCGGAGUUCAGCAAGCUCUGCAGCCAGAUGGAGCAGCUGGAGCGGGAGAACCAGCAACUGAAGGAUGGGGCUGCCAGGGCAGGCACUGCCCAGGCUGGGGGUCUUGUGGAUGGCGAGCUGCUGAGACUGCAGGCGGAGAACACGGCCUUGCAGAAAAAUGUGGCAGCCCUGCAGGAACGCUAUGGGAAAGAGGCUGGGAGAGCCCAAGCUGCCAGUGAGGGCCAAGGGGACCCCCCGGGGGGCCCCGCCCCCACUGUCCCAGCCCCCAUGCCACUGGCAGAAGUGGAGUUGAAAUGGGAAAUGGAGAAGGAAGAAAAGAGAUUGCUCUGGGAGCAACUACAAGGCUUGGAGAGCUCGAAGCAGGCAGAAACAUCCAGGCUGCAGGAGGAACUUGCUAAGCUAUCUGAGAAACUGAAAAAGAAACAAGAAAGUUUCUGCCGUCUGCAGACAGAAAAGGAGACACUAUUCAACGACAGCCGGAAUAAGAUUGAGGAGUUACAGCAAAGGAAGGAAGCAGAUCUCAAAGCCCAGUUGGCUCGCACUCAGAAGCUGCAGCAGGAACUCGAGGCUGCCAAUCAGAGCUUGGUGGAACUGAGAGAUCAGCGGCAGGGGGAGCGCCUGGAGCAUGCAGCAGCUCUGCGAGCCCUACAGGAUCAGGUGUCCAUCCAGAGUGCAGAUGCACAGGAACAAGUAGAAGGACUUUUGGCUGAGAACAACGCCUUGAGGACCAGCCUGGCUGCCCUGGAGCAGAUCCAAACAGCAAAGACCCAAGAACUCAAUACACUGCGGGAUGAGAAUGCCGGUCUGGCGGCUGAUUUGCAGCAGCGGCAGACUGAGUAUGAGGACCUCAUGGGACAGAAGGAUGACCUCAACUCCCAACUGCAGGAGUCACUGCGGGCCAAUAGUCGGCUUCUGGAGCAACUUCAAGAAAUCGGGCAGGAGAAGGAGCAAUUGACCCAUGAGCUGCAGGAGGCUCGGAAGAGUGCCGAAAAGCGGAAGGCCAUGCUGGACGAGCUGGCUAUGGAGACGCUGCAGGAGAAGUCCCAGCAUAAGGAAGAGCUGGGCGCGGUCCGACUGAGGCAUGAGAAGGAGGUGCUGGGGGUGCGUGCGCGCUACGAGCGGGAGCUCCGAGAGCUGCAUGAAGACAAGAAGCGGCAAGAGGAGGAGCUCCGCGGGCAGAUCCGUGAGGAGAAGGCCCGAACUCGAGAACUGGAGAAUCUCCAGCAGACCGUGGAAGAACUUCAAGCUCAGGUACAUUCUAUGGAUGGAGCCAAGGGCUGGUUUGAACGACGCUUGAAAGAGGCCGAGGAAUCCCUGCAGCAGCAGCAGCAGGAGCAAGAGGAAACCCUCAAGCAGUGCCGGGAGCAGCACGCUGGCGAGCUGAAGAGCAAGGAGGAGGAGCUGCAGGGGGUGCGGGAUCAGCUCCAGCAGGCCCAAGAGGAGAGGGACUGCCACCUGAAGACCAUCAGCAACCUGAAACAGGAGGUGAAGGACACAGUGGAUGGGCAGCGGAUCCUGGAGAAGAAGGGCAGUGCUGCGCUCAAGGACCUCAAGCGGCAGCUGCACCUGGAGCGGAAAAGGGCUGAUAAGCUGCAGGAGCGGCUGCAGGACAUCCUUACCAACAGCAAGAGCCGCUCUGGCCUCGAGGAGCUGGUUCUCUCAGAGAUGAACUCGCCCAGCCGGACCCAGACUGGGGACAGCAGUAGCGUCUCCUCCUUUAGCUACCGGGAGAUUUUGCGGGAGAAGGAAAGCUCAACUGUUCCAGCCAGGUCCUUAUCCAGCAGCCCUCAGGCCCAGCCUCCGCGGCCAGCCGAGCUGUCCGAUGAGGAAGUGGCUGAGCUCUUUCAGCGCCUGGCAGAGACACAGCAGGAGAAAUGGAUGCUGGAGGAGAAGGUGUCUUCUGCCUCCUUGUCCUCACUUGGCACACCCUUGGUGGGGAGGCUGGGGUGGGCCGGGGGGUUGUGUGGCUGGGCCCCUUAUGAUGUGCGAACAUUCUGGGCUGGCCCGCAGGUGAAGCACCUGGAGGUGAGCAGUGCCUCCAUGGCGGAGGACCUUUGUCGGAAGAGUGCCAUCAUCGAGACCUAUGUCAUGGAUAGCCGGAUCGAUGUGUCUGUGGCGGCAGGCCACACGGACCGCAGUGGGCUGGGCAGUGUCCUGAGAGACCUCGUGAAGCCAGGUGAUGAGAACCUUCGGGAAAUGAACAAGAAGCUCCAGAACAUGCUGGAGGAGCAACUCACCAAGAACAUGCACUUGCACAAGGACAUCGAAGUUCUCUCCCAGGAGAUUGUGCGGCUCAGCAAGGAGUGCGUGGGGUCACCUGACCCAGACCUAGAACCAGGAGAAGCCAGCUAAAGACCUGCAGGCUGCAGCUGCUCCCUCCCCUCCCCCCUCCCAGGACAACUUGCCCUUGGGCUCUGGUGGGAAAAUGGGGCCAAAAUCAAAUAGGUUGGGAGACUGCACAUUAAAGGGGCUGGAGGCCUGAUGGUUGGUGUUAGUGACCCUGUUUUAGGGCAAAAGCCCUCGGGGAGUGGGGAUCCUGAGGGGAGGGGCAGGGAUUUCUCAUCUUUCUUGGCCCUGGCUCCCAGAGGCCUUUGCCUUCACCUCUGCAUGAGCUCUCCCUCCCCAGAGACCAACUCUUUUUUAUUUUAUUUUAUUUUUUAAUUUAUGUCUGGAAGCCUGGCUACUCUGCAUUUGGGAUCGGGGAUGUUUGGGUGGGGAGCGGUCCUUGUUAGCGUUCUAGCAACGUGUGUGUGUGUGUGUGCGCGCGCGCGCGUGUGUGUAAAGGCUGCAGCCAAAAUACCAUCUGGCCAGACGGGCCCACCCAC
Messenger RNA from Enhydra lutris kenyoni (northern sea otter), 3131 nucleotides. RefSeq names its product GRIP1 associated protein 1. Gene Ontology annotation, cellular component: postsynaptic recycling endosome; glutamatergic synapse; extrinsic component of postsynaptic early endosome membrane. Bases 16 to 2658 code for a protein of 880 amino acids. Gene Ontology annotation, biological process: regulation of neurotransmitter receptor transport, endosome to postsynaptic membrane; regulation of modification of synaptic structure; neurotransmitter receptor transport, endosome to postsynaptic membrane. The transcript has 25 exons. The record is from RefSeq and is a predicted model, not a curated record. Lineage: Eukaryota; Metazoa; Chordata; Mammalia; Carnivora; Mustelidae.